Acyrthosiphon pisum (pea aphid) is the source of this 2426-nucleotide messenger RNA. RefSeq lists its product as uncharacterized. Bases 269 to 2350 code for a protein of 693 amino acids. Lineage: Eukaryota; Metazoa; Arthropoda; Insecta; Hemiptera; Aphididae. The record is from RefSeq and is a predicted model, not a curated record. The transcript has 6 exons.
CCACAAUAUAUUGCGACUGCGGCGAGACUACUGCGGAUCGGCGUGGCGGUCGACGACUGCGUCACUGCGUGUGCCGUGUUCGGAGUUUUCACUUUCCAGAGUUCCAAACGGCGCGGCGGUUGUCAGUUCCGCCGUUACUCGCUGCUGCCUGCAAUCAGUCAAGACUCAAAGUUCACACUUCAUACUUCAGCUGUCGUCAUUCGCUUCUUUAGAAGUUGUUGUGGAUAAUCGAAUUCGCCGACGCGUCACGUCAAACAUUAAAACGAAAAUGCAUACCAAAAAGUAUAUUGAUAACUUGUUCAAAAAUGCUAUUUAUAAAAAUCCUUUUAUACAAUUAACUGCAGAAGACGUCCAAAAUUGUAAACUGAGCUUAAACAAAAAUCAGCAUAACACACUGAAGGAAGAUUGUAAUAAACUCAAAGAAAAUGAUAAUUUUUAUAAAGACGUUAAAACGUCUAUAGAUGAUAAAAUGACCAAAGAUGAAACAACGACUAAAGCUGAUAUAACAUAUAAUAACAAUUAUUCAUCUAUAGAAGACGAGCCUGCUAAUAAAAAACAAAAGGUGGAUACAAAUAGAAUAGAUGUUUUGGAAUUGGUAAUAUCUAGAGAUGGCAAUACUAAACAAUUUAAACCACAAUUCAAGUCCCCAUUAAAAACCAAUAACGAAAUCGCUACUACCAGUGCUGAGGAGGUAUCGCUGGAAGAAUCUAUUGAAUCUGAAAAAUCUUUAGAAAAAAGUGUAAAAUCAAUGAUCAGGAUUAUUGACCCUAGGAAAAUGAUGGAUGAAGAUAAUUACAAAAUGUGGAUAAAAAAUACUGGUAUAGAACCCAAACAUCUAAGAACUGACAUAAAAAAGUUAUCAGUUGCUAAACUCUCUACAGUCAGAUCUCAACCAUCUUUCCAUAGUAACAAAGCAAAUGGAGUUAAACACACUUUAAAUGGUGAAAAUCUUGUAAGAGGAAAUUUAAUUAAAAUUGAAAAACUAUACAUAAAGUAUUUUAGCAAAUGUGUACAAGAUACUAUUGUGAUUAUUGCAAAUAUACUUAACAUAAUUUCAAUGUCAAACAAAUAUCACGAAAUCCGAAUUAAUGAAUCUUAUAACAAGAGAUCUGAAGCUGAAAAACUUAAAGAAAUUUGCGAUGCCGACCAAUUGCACAAAAAACAUAAAAAAAUUCUGGAAACAAAGUUGAAAAACAAUAUUUUAUGUGUCAUAUCAUCUUUUGCAGAAUCAGAAUUUGAUUCGGCAUUUCAAAUGUUUUUUUUAAGUAUAUUAACUGUACUUCGAGUUUUGGACCAGCAAAGAUUCAGAAAAGGUGGCAUCUUCAAAAAUUCGGUACAUUUAUUAUGGAGUAGUUUGAAAAACUGUGAAUUUAACCAUAAAUUUAAACAAAAAAUGUUUUCAAUGUUCCGGUCAAAGACAUUUCAACCUGACUGCGUCAACUUAAUAAGUAUAAUUGAAGAUAGUCAGGAUACUGACCCUGGAGUCACCGAUCGCAUGACAUUGUUUUUUGUACCAACAUUAUACAGCCGAGAAUUUUUUCAACCUGUUAUUAAAGCUGUAACUUGUGAUUCAAAUGAAGACCUGGAAUUAUUAAUCGAUAAUGCUAAUUUUCAAUGUUGCAUUAAUUCAAAGUUUAAAGAUCCUGUUGAUUCAUCUACUGUACUACAUCCAAAUAACAAAAUACCAGUACUAGAAACUAUUCAAAGGCCCAUCAACUCUGAUGUAACAACUCAAAACUGGUUCCUAGCCAAUAAUCCAGACAAAACUUACCAACAAAUACCUGUGUUAAAUGGUGAUACCGCAGUUGAACCAACGAUUGCAACUAGCCAGCCAUUAAAUAACUUUUAUGAACCAUUAUCUUAUUCACUACAAAAGAAAACGUCCGAAUCAUCUACUUCUAAAGUGAUACCAACUAAAAAAUAUAUUGUUGUUACGUCAGCUAUUUCCAAUAGUUCUUUGGUGCAAGUGACAUCAUCGUUCUCAGGAACUGCAAAAACAUUAACACCAACCACUUUUGUGACGUUCAACCCAUCAAUACAGAAUAAAAAAUCUGUGACAAACAGUCAACUUCAUAAAGCUAUAGGUGGCAUUAUUUUAAUUGAUAACAAACAUUAUAAAUUGGUUCGGGGGCCAUUAGGUCGAAUGAGAGCAGUAGUCAAUGGUUCUAAUAAAUUAGUUACAUCACCGUCAACCGUUAUUAUCAAAUGUCACUCAAAAAAUUGUAACAGCUCUGUAACAAUAAUGUGCAGUGUCUGUAAAACAGCUAAAUACUGUUCUUAUUCCUGCCAAGAACGUGACUGGUAUGAUAAUCAUAAAGAUGUCUGUAGACCAUUGGAUACUGGACCUUAAAUUUUUCAUUGCAUAUUAUUUAAAUAAUUUCAAAUUGGUAUAUUUAUAUUGAAAGGUUUUUCAUAAAAAGAUUGUU